Molecule: messenger RNA, 3196 nt
Organism: Paramuricea clavata
Lineage: Eukaryota; Metazoa; Cnidaria; Anthozoa; Malacalcyonacea; Plexauridae
Source: the annotation of a GenBank genome assembly
AUUAGCAUUUUUGCGAGGGUACUGGAUUUUGGUAUAUCUAGUAUGAGGGUGGUCAUGAGCAUACUAGAUUUUGGUACAAAUAUGAGCGUGCUUAUGAGUUAUGAGUAUAUUUUAUUUUGGUAUCUCAAGAGCACGCUGAUACAUCUGCAAAAAUCCAGUAAUAUCCCCAUGAGCAUUUUCAUCAGGAUGCCGAAUUUUGGUACUAUAUACAUGAGGAUGCUCAUGAGCAUUAUGGAUUUUGGUACAUAUACCAAAAUGCGCUAUGCUCAUGAGCACCCUCAUAUGUAUACAUCAAAAUCCAGUAUCCUCAUGAGAAUACUCAAGAGCAUAUAUAUUACUGGAUUAAUGACUCCAAAAUGUAGAAUUCGACCGCCAAAUGUGGGCGACUUGGUACACUAGUUGGUAGGUCUGCUACUAACGAUCCCCUGCAAUUGCCACCUACUGCUAAUGGUAACCAAGUCCCACCUACUACUAAUGGUAACCAAGUCCCACCUACUAUAAUGGUCCCCAAGUCCCAUCUACUAAUGAAGACCAAUUCCCAACUGUCCCCACGUCCCACCUGCUAACGGUCCCGAAGUCCUACCGACAACUAUCGGUCCCCAAUAUGUUAUGUAAAUUGAAUUGAAUGUAAUUUACAAACAUUUACAUAAAGGCUCAUGCAAUUCGUUUUGCUUGUUUUUGUUUCGGGCCCCUAUGGCCUAUACUUCAGUCAUAUUCAGUCUUCUGACUAUACUAUAGUCAGUUCGAAUUAUUAUAUUGAAUAAGGAUAAAAGUAUAUAACAAAUAUAAAAUAAAACAUUAACAUGCAGGGAAAUUUAUAAUUAUAUAUAUUCAACGUGGAAGAUACUAUAUAUGUAUAUUUACAGUAAAGAAGGUGAUAAUAUAUUUUAAAUUAUUAUACAUCAAUUAUUGAGCUAAUUGACAUAAUCGUAAUUUACUAAUUUAACGACUAAAUUACGAUUUUUAACUAGAUAAUUUUAUUUUACCAUUUUCAAAAGUUCAAAUUUAGUAAAAUAUUAAGCCAAAAGAUUACAUUUUUGUAGUUCAUUGCAAUCUAACUAAAUGACUAACUAACAACUAAUAUAAUUAACAAUUUUGAAGUGCUUUAUUCCACUUGCACAACCUUGUUUUUUAGCGGAUUUUUCACAUGGUUAAAAAUGGAUUUAAGAUCAGCACAUUUUAACAAACUACAAGUGCCUCCAAAACGCUGGAACUCCAUUAUUUACAUUUCUGUUUUGUUUAGUGGAACAUGUCAACUCUUUGACCUUGUUUUCGUAUAAUUGAUCAACUAAGACGGAAGACUUGGAUGUUGAGGUAUGAUAUAAUCCGGAAGCCAAUAAUAAUAUUUCGAUGCUUUAUGCUGAAAUAUUUAUGCUUUUAAUUCUACGUCAAUACAUUUUACACAGUGGAUCAGAUGUCGUUUUUGUCUUCCAGUUUUGUGUCUUCUUCACGGGUGAUGUGAAGUUGAACGCAGUAAGCGUUAGCCAUAGAGGAAAGGGGGUUAUGUAUUCAAAUUACGUAGUUUACUGUACUUAAGUUUGAUCAUAGUUUAAUAAUUCACAUGAAAAAACCUAUUACGCCUAUAGUUGACGGUCACAUAAAAAACCUAUUGCAUUUAGUUCAUGAUCACACGAGAAACCGCGUCUCGGGGGCCGUACGUUCACACUUUGCACACUUUGUAUAAUCGAUCUAAAUUAGAGCGAUCGAAAACCGAUCCGAGGCCGGCUCAUGGGCCGGCUCUUUCGACUUCUUGUGGAAUGUGGACAUUUGCACAAAUACUUGAAUGAAAUACCCAAAUUAGCUACCUGUUAAUAAGCGGGAAAAGGCGAGGCUGCUAAGCAAGAAUUAGGGGCUGUUCACAUGAUCCCAGGUAGCCGGGGCGGGAUGAAUGACGGGAUAAUUUUGAUGUAUUGAAAUAAAUCACUAGGCUUAAAGUGCCACUGUGACCAAAUUUUCAUUUCUGGUUUUUUUCCAUGAUUGUGAAGAAUGCAUAUAAAGAAGCUGUCACGCAAAAUUUUAGCGUGAUAUCUUAUAUUUUGCCUGAGUUAUACGACGAUGAAGUUCGAAUUUUGGCGGCCGCCAUUAAAAUCCGCCAUAUUGGAAAGUUCAAGUGUUCGGGAGUCUUUGACGUCAUAGUCUCAACACAUGCUGGGCAUGCAACAUAAAAAUAUAUACGCGACUAUAGUAAUACCACGGUAAAACUCGAUCAUGCCUUCGUCGCGUUGUGCUGUACAAGAUUGCAGCAAUACUUCUGACAAAAACGCGGGUAGAUCAUUGCAUAAGGGCCCAAAUGACGAAUCUUUGAGAAGAAUAUCGGUUAGAUUUGUGCAAACUAAGCACGCCAAUUUUUAUCUAAGCUCGCGGGAAAUUCGAUUCAUGAUUUGUUUGGACCAUUUUUCGAAGGAUUGUUUUGAGCGUUUAUUUCAUUUGGAUGGUUUGCAAAGACGAAUAAACCAGAUUCUGUGCCUACUAUUUGGAGGAAAGCGCCUGCGCAACUAACAACAAGAGACAGGCGUAAAGUCAGAUAUGAAUAUAUUUUAGCUACAUACAUAACUUUACAUAAUCUGAUAAGUCCAGAUCAAUUAUAAAUUCACGCGACAAGUGUUGUUCUCAUAUUAUUGAAAAUAGGUUUAAAUUUUAAACGAGUUGGGCGAAACUGCAAAGACUGAUACAAACGAGGAUGAACCAUCGAGCUGUUUUUUUCAAACUCCGUGUAAGCUCGCUGAUCAGUGUUCAGGAAUGUUGAUCAUAUUUUAUUGUAACAACAACACGGUAAUGUGAGAUGCCUUGAACUGCCCGUAAAAUCUCAUACCAAACCACGAACUGUCUGUAGAAAACUGCGCGUAAGAACCUAUAAAAUAUAUAAUAUUAAGUAAAUGGGCGCGCACAAUAUGUUAAUGCUUGUUUAAUAACAACAUCGGCAUAGUAGGCAUGCUUCAGGUUGACAGCAAUGACCACAUUCACACCUUAUAAAAAAAUGCAAAAUAGAAGUUCAGAGAUACGUUUUAAUUUAUUACUCCGGCAAAUAAGAACACAAACUUACCAAGACGAUACAUCAACAUGCAUUGCUUCAAAACGAUUUUGUAACAUAUUUUCGAGCUGUUCGUCUUCUGCACAGCUUCGUCGACCUCGUACUCGGCUACCUCUUCAGGCAAGGCAAGCGGCUCCAGCAAUAGUAUCAUCAAAAUAUCAAAUG